CUCAAAAGCUCCAUAAAAAACAGUUAAAGUAUGAAUCUAUAUUGAAAAAUGACACGGAUAUUGAAGCUAGUAGUUGCCCGACUAUGGUAAUGGUGGAACGACCAGGACGAAAUCCGUGCUGUUCCUCCAUAAGAAUUCUAUUGAUCGAUGGUUGAAUACUAUGUAAGACCAGCGAUUCAAAAAUUUUGGAAAUAUGCGACUGAAUUGAAAUAGGACGAUAGUUGGAAACAUUGGAGAGUUCACCAGACUUGUGUACAGGGGUGACAGCACUAAACUUCAACAUAGAAGGGAAAAUUCCUUCUUCAAGUGAACGUUUAAAAAGAGUCCAGAGAGGGAAAGCUAUGACAUUUCUUAAUUGAUAUAAGUAUUCACCGGAUAAUCCAUCGGGUCCGACGGACCAUUUGCCAUGCAAGUCAGUUAACUCUUCAUAAACAUUUUCAACAGUAAAGUUAACAUUAUUAGGUAAGUCAAAGGACCUGAUUCCUAACGAGGAAGUAUCAAGGUUAAGAUGAGCUUCGGAGAACACAGAAGAGAAAACUUGAUGGUGUGCAACUAUGGUUUAGUAAAUGGUUUAAGUAGAAAAGAUGUUUUACAAGUUUUUUCCCAUUAUGGACAAGUGGAGCACAUAGUAAUGCUACCAUUUAAAUCAUAUUGUUUUGUUUGUUUUGCUAAUAUACAGGAAGCAGUAUGUGCCUACAAUAAUAUUAAUGGAAAAAUGAAUACUCUUCCAGACCAAACAACUUUUUAUUUAAUCUAUACAAACUCAGUUCCUAAAGUAGUAGAAAUUGCAUCUGAAUUACCAUCUGGAUUAAAAAUUAUUGAUAAUUUUAUAACAGAUGAAGAAGAAUCAUUAAUCUUACAGUACUUUAAAGAAAAUUGGUCGGAAUCAAGCUCUAUGAAGCAUCGUCAAGUGAAACAUUAUGGAUAUGCAUUUGAUUAUGACAAUAAUGGAGUUCGACAUGAUAUGUGUGAUCCAAUUCCUAAAGAAUUUGAGUUCAUUUUGAAUGCAAUUAAUUUACAUUUAAAAUGGUGCCCUAAUCAAAUAACAGUUAAUAAAUACUUACCUGGACAAGGAAUACCAAGUCAUAUAGAUACUCAUGGAGUGUUUGAUGAUUAUAUUUUGUCUCUUUCUUUGAAUUCUGAUAUUAUUAUGGAAUUUAGAAAAGGAAACUACCAUAAUAGUAUUUUGCUCAAGUCAAAAUCUUUGUUAAUAAUGUCUGGUGAAUCAAGAUUAGAUUGGACUCAUGGUAUUACACCUAGGAAAUUUGAUAUGUUUAACUCAGUAGACGGUCCUGAUAUUAUGCGUAGAGGAAAUAGAAUUUCUGUAACAUUUAGAAGAGUGGUACAGAAUUAUGAAAAUAUUGAAAUAAAAAAAAAUUUAUAUGAAAUAUUAGGCUGUGAUAAAACAACAUCUUUUAAGAUCCUCAAAGAAAAUUACAGAAAAUUACUUGUUAAGCUUCAUCCAGAUAAGAGUAUUUCAUCAUCAACUACUGCUGCCUGUGCUGAAUUGAACGAGGCGUGGAAUGUACUGAAGGAUCCAAAUUCAAAAAAAGUGUAUGAUGAAAAAAUAGAGCAAUGUGACAUUGAUACAGUAGUAACAAUUUUUGAAACUUUGAUUGUUACUGAAUUAGAAAAUAAUGAAGAUGAUGAUACAAUGUCUUAUAGAUGUCGAUGUGGCGGUUUGUUUUUAGUACCUAAGUCAAUGAUUCAUAAUGUUUCCAAUGUUGAGCCUAUAUUGUUUCCCUGUGAUGAUUGUUCUUUAUUUAUUGAGGUUAUUUUACCAAAUACUAGUUUAUCAUAAUGAAAAGAUUUCUCACAGAAAAAAUUAUAUGAUUUGUUAAUUUGAAGUUUUA
Molecule: messenger RNA, 1853 nt
Organism: Sipha flava (yellow sugarcane aphid)
Lineage: Eukaryota; Metazoa; Arthropoda; Insecta; Hemiptera; Aphididae
Product: alkylated DNA repair protein alkB homolog 8-like
Exons: 7
Coding region: 509-1801 (430 amino acids)
Biological process (GO): oxidative demethylation
Molecular function (GO): demethylase activity; oxidoreductase activity; RNA binding
Source: RefSeq, a predicted model, not a curated record